Moneuplotes crassus is the source of this 720-nucleotide messenger RNA. The record is from the annotation of a GenBank genome assembly. NCBI's taxonomy places the organism in Eukaryota, Ciliophora, Spirotrichea, Euplotida, Euplotidae.
UUAACAAAUACUAUCAUCAAUUAUGAAUUGAAAUUCCCAGGUUUACCCUGACACAAUCCCUUGUUUGGUCAUCGCUGAAUUCGGAGAUGCUCAGUCCUUGUAUGCGAUUGAACAAGAAUGGCCUCAAGAACCCAGUCACAACAAUAUGUACUGCUCUCUGGAAGAUCAGUAUUGCCUGUGCGAGUUAUUUACUAAAAGAAAAGCUUUUGAGCCAGUUCUCCCUCCUCUGAACAAAAUUAGCUCAUCCAUUCAUGCAGAGGUGAAAGAAGAGGAGCAUGAAUUAAACGAGCAAUCUGAGUUUGAGUCUAUCCCAAAAGACUCUAAUGGAAACCCUCUGUACUCUAUCAGAAGCAUGAAGAGGAUUAUGAUGAAGACUCAAGCUAGAUUCCAUUUCUCUUGCAGAGUCAAUGGGUGCAAAAGAACCUUCAACAAUCUUAGUGAAAUGGAAGACCAUCUGGAAAACCACACUAAGAUCCGGCCUUACGCAUGCCCACUAUGUUCAAAGAGCUACACUCAGAGAGGAAACAUGAUUAAACAUCGUAGAAGUCAUACAAAUCCAAGCAUUGACAGCAGAAAGAGGUUUGUGUGUGAAUUCUGCCAGAAAGGUUACACUGAGAAGUACAACUUAAAGACUCAUCAGAAGAAGUUCCACCCUGAAGAAUACACAGCCAGACUGAGACAAGAAUCUCAUAAUAAUUUGUUCUAAAUUCUUCUCCAAAA